UAUUGAUUAUAUUUACUUGAUGUAGAAACACCUAUGAUUGCACUCGAAAAAUCACAUACUAAGAAAAUGAAUUUGAAAAUAACCGUUUUAGUGUUUAUUUUUGCAAUCACACUAACUGAAGCCUAUAAGAGUUAUGAAAACUAUAAAGUGUACAAAAUCGUGCCAAAAACAACUGAACAUGUGCAAGUUUUAACAGAUUUACCUAAAGAAGAGUAUUAUUUUUGGUCCGAUAUAGUUAAAAUAGACAGUGAUGUUAGAAUUUUAGUAUCACCAAACAAGAAUACGGAAUUCGUAAAGUAUAUGGCAAGUGUAAAAAUAGAACCAGUUUUGGCGAUAUCUAAUGUGCAAGAAUUAAUACGGGCUCAGAUGCAACCUUCUCAUACAACAAAAAGCAGCAAACUCGGCUCUUUCAGCUGGGAUCAAUACCACAAUUUAGACGAAAUCCACACAUGGCUGAAUGAGCUAGAAAAAAUGUAUCCUGAUAUUGUAACCGCUAUAACCAUUGGCCGGUCUAAUGAAGGUAGAAAUAUAACAGGAGUCAUAAUAGACUUCAAAGCUGGUGCUAGGGGUAACAAUUCUCUAACAGGAAUGAUUGAAGGUGGAAUUCAUGCCAGAGAAUGGAUCUCACCAGCAACAGUUACGUGGAUUAUCAAAGAGUUUUUAACUAGCAAGGACCCUGAUGUUAGAUUUAUGGCAGAAACAUUUGUAUGGCAUAUCUUCCCUGUUAUAAAUCCGGAUGGAUACUCUUACACUUUUACGGAUAACCGUAUGUGGAGAAAAAAUCGUAAUCUUCUAUACAAUCCCAACUGUACAGGAAACUGGGACUUAGGUAAUGGUAUAGACUUGAACAGGAAUUUUGAUUUCUUAUGGAACACAAUUGGCGCAUCAUCAAAUCCCUGUGACGAAACCUACGCUGGACCCUCUCCUGCAUCAGAACCUGAAACCAAAGCCAUAGUUGAUUAUGUUCUGAAGUUGAAGGAAGCUGGCAAUCUGAUGUACUAUCUGGCAUUCCAUUCCUACUCCCAAAUGAUUCUAAUACCCUACAGCCAUUUGUCUGGUACUAAUGUUCUGGAUUUGCCCAACUAUGGAGAUUUGUACGAGAUCAGUAUACGGGGUGCGGAGAAGUUAAAACAAAAAUACGGCACUGAAUACGAGGUUGGAACUUCAGCGGAUAUUUUAUACCCUGUAACAGGAGCCAGCUUUGACUGGGUCAAAGGAAUAGGCAACGCCACUAUAGUUUACCUAUUCGAGCUUCGAGAUAAAGGCGAAUAUGGAUUCCUCCUACCGAGUAGUCAAAUCAUUCCAAACAAUGAAGAAAUCAUGGAAUGCUUAGUGGAAAUGGAUAAAGGAGCUAGAAAACUGGGAUAUUACUCUGGAACAUCUAAUUUAUAUGCUUCUUUGCUGUCUUUGGUGUUCAGUGUUGGAUUUUUAACAAUUUGUCAGUAAUAAAGACCUUGCUUUAAUA
This is a messenger RNA of Maniola jurtina (meadow brown), 1465 nucleotides long. RefSeq names its product zinc carboxypeptidase-like. Gene Ontology annotation, biological process: proteolysis. The coding region runs from base 34 to 1446 and encodes 470 amino acids. The record is from RefSeq and is a predicted model, not a curated record. Gene Ontology annotation, molecular function: metallocarboxypeptidase activity; zinc ion binding. NCBI's taxonomy places the organism in Eukaryota, Metazoa, Arthropoda, Insecta, Lepidoptera, Nymphalidae. The transcript has 6 exons.